CGUUCACUCUCUCUCUCAUUCACACUCUCUCAUUCACUCUCUCUCUCGCUCUCGUUCUCGCUCUCUCUCUUGUUCUCUCUCUCUCGUUCACUCUCUCUCAUUCACUCUCUCUCUCUCUCUGUUUGUUUCUUUCUUCCAGUAUUGUUCGGGAGUACCUGAGUGGCGCUCCGUUCUCGUCCUACCAGGAGACGAUGUACUUCUCUCGCUUUCUGCAGUGGAAGUGGCUGGAGAGGCAACCAGUAACCAAAAAUACCUUCAGGCAUUACAGAGUACUAGGAAAAGGUGGAUUUGGUGAGGUGUGUGCCUGUCAGGUCCGGGCCACUGGUAAGAUGUACGCCUGUAAAAAGCUGGAGAAGAAGAGAGUGAAGAAGAGAAAAGGUGAAGCCAUGGCACUAAACGAAAAACGCAUUUUAGAAAAAGUUAACAGUAGUUUUGUAGUGAAUCUAGCCUAUGCGUAUGAGACUAAGGAUGCUCUGUGUUUAGUACUGACCAUAAUGAAUGGAGGAGACCUGAAGUUCCACAUCUAUAAUAUGGGGAACUCUGGCUUUGAUGAGCAGAGGGCCGUCUUCUACGCUGCAGAGAUCUGUUCUGGGCUGGAAGACCUGCACCGUGAGAGGAUAGUCUACCGGGACUUAAAACCUGAAAACAUUCUUCUAGACGACCGCGGACACAUCCGUAUCUCUGACCUGGGACUAGCCGUCCAGAUUCCCGACUCGGAGACGAUACGAGGGAGAGUGGGCACCGUAGGAUACAUGGCCCCAGAGGUGAUCCAGAAUGAGUCCUACUCCUUCAGUCCUGACUGGUGGGGUCUGGGCUGUCUGGUGUUUGAGAUGAUCCAGGGUCAGUCGCCCUUCCGCCGGCGUAAAGAACGAGUGAAGAGAGAAGAGGUGGACAGACGAGUGCGAGAAGAUCCCGAGGAAUACUCUGACAAGUUCUCUGAGGAGGCCAAGGAUAUCUGCAGACAGCUGCUGGCCAAAGACCCCAAAGCCCGUCUGGGGUGCCAGGGGCUGGGCGGUGUGGAGGUGAAGGCUCAUAUCAUCUUCAAGAACAUCAACUUCAAACGCCUCGAGGCAGGCAUUCUGGAACCCCCUUCACCGCGGGCGGUGUAUUGUAAAGAUGUUCUGGAUAUAGAACAGUUCUCUACAGUGAAGGGAGUCAACCUGGACCCCACAGACGAUGACUUCUACCACAAGUUUGUUACAGGAAGUGUCUCCAUACCCUGGCAGAACGAGAUGAUUGAGAUGGAGUGUUUUAAGGAGAUCAACGUCUAUGAGACCGAGGGCCUGCUGUGUUCAGAUCUGGAUGUGAACAGACCCAACCCACCGCCAAAGAGAGGAUUCUUCUACAGGCUGUUCAGACGAGAGGUCUGUUUAAAGAGUGGCUACGAAGACGAAGAGCACGAGGAGCCUUCCCGACUUUAAACCACUCCUGCUCUCCCUCCUCCUCCUCCUGCUCUCCCUCCUCCUGCUCCUCCUCCUCCUCUCCCUCCUCCUGCUCCUCCUCCUCACCCUCCUCCUCCUCCUGCUCCUCCUCCUCCUGCUCCUCCUCCUCCUCUCCCUCCUCCUCCUCUCCCUCCUCUCCCUCCUCUCCCCCUCCUCCUCCUCCCCCUCUCCCUCUUCCUCCUCCUCCUCCUCUCCCUCCUUCCUUCUUCAAACGCAUCCAGAGCGUUAAAAUGUUAGGAACUCGAUGAAUGUUAAACCUGUAUUUAUGAUAUGUAUUAAAAAGUGUAAUUAUAAUAAUUAAAAGAAAAACAUAUGAGUUUAAAGAUUUUGUACAUUUGUACUUGAAUUGUGUCCUAGAUGUAUAUUUUCACCAAAAGGUGUAUUGUAUAAAAGCCAUAUUAAGUACCA
Molecule: messenger RNA, 1850 nt
Organism: Oncorhynchus masou masou (cherry salmon)
Lineage: Eukaryota; Metazoa; Chordata; Actinopteri; Salmoniformes; Salmonidae
Product: G protein-coupled receptor kinase 5-like
Exons: 11
Coding region: 192-1421 (409 amino acids)
Biological process (GO): regulation of signal transduction; signal transduction; protein phosphorylation
Cellular component (GO): cytoplasm
Molecular function (GO): G protein-coupled receptor kinase activity; ATP binding
Source: RefSeq, a predicted model, not a curated record